Mesitornis unicolor (brown roatelo) is the source of this 745-nucleotide messenger RNA. RefSeq names its product zona pellucida-like domain containing 1 (gene ZPLD1). The record is from RefSeq and is a predicted model, not a curated record. The annotation marks the transcript as partial. Gene Ontology annotation, cellular component: cell surface. The transcript has 7 exons. NCBI's taxonomy places the organism in Eukaryota, Metazoa, Chordata, Aves, Mesitornithiformes, Mesitornithidae.
GUAUCCUCAGCUCGAGGUAUCAAUGCUUAUGGAAAUACCUCAGUGGUACAGAUAGGUAAUGUUUCAGGCUAUAUUGAUACGCCAGACCCACCAACGAUUAUCAGCUAUUUGCCCGGGCUUCUGUACAAAUUUAGCUGUAGCUAUCCACUGGAGUACUUGGUUAACAAUACCCAGCUUGCUUCGUCAUCAGCUGCUAUUUCUGUAAGAGAGAACAAUGGUACAUUUAUCAGCACUUUGAAUUUGUUGCUUUAUAAUGAUUCAACCUACAGCCAACAACUCCUUAUUCCAAGUACAGGUUUACCUUUGAAAACCAAAAUAUACGCAGCUGUGAGAGCAACCAACCUUGAUGGCAGGUGGAAUGUUUUGAUGGACUACUGUUACACCACGCCAUCUGGUAAUCCUAGCGAUGAUAUUCGGUAUGAUCUUUUUUUCAGCUGUGACAAGGACCCACAGACAACUAUAAUUGAAAAUGGCAAGAGCCAAAUGGGACGUUUUUCCUUUGAGGUAUUUCGCUUUGUGAAGCACAAGAACCAGAAGAUGUCUACGGUCUUCCUUCACUGCGUAACAAAGCUGUGCAGAGCAGAUGACUGUCCCUUUCUUGUGCCAAUUUGUAGUAACAGAGAAAGAAGAGACGUUGGUAGGAGGACAACUUGGAGCCCUCAGAGCGCCUUUGGCAAUGCUGUGAUCUCUGCUGGUCCCAUCAUUACAAGAAGUGAUGAGACGCCAACCAACAAUUCACAGCUUG